Messenger RNA from Staurois parvus, 549 nucleotides. The record is from the annotation of a GenBank genome assembly. Lineage: Eukaryota; Metazoa; Chordata; Amphibia; Anura; Ranidae.
UACAGUAAGGUGGAGCGGAAUUGACGUAAGCGUCUCUUCCGGCGGCUCCUCGCACUGUCCUCUGGGAAUUGUAGUUCUGUGAAUUCCGGGCGGCUGACAGGAAAGAGAAGAGAGAGAGACAUGAUCCGCUUCAUCCUCAUCCAGAACCGGGCCGGGAAGACUCGCCUGGCCAAGUGGUACAUGCAGUUCGAUGACGACGAGAAGCAGAAGCUGAUUGAGGAGGUCCACGCCGUGGUGACCGUCCGAGACGCCAAACACACCAACUUCGUGGAGUUCCGGAACUUCAAGAUCAUCUACCGGCGAUACGCCGGCCUGUACUUCUGUAUCUGCGUGGAUGUGACGGACAAUAACCUGGCCUACCUGGAGGCCAUUCACAACUUUGUAGAGGUGCUGAAUGAAUAUUUCCACAACGUGUGUGAGCUGGACCUGGUGUUCAACUUCUACAAGGUUUACACGGUGGUGGAUGAGAUGUUUCUCGCCGGAGAGAUCCGGGAAACCAGCCAGACGAAAGUCCUGAAGCAGCUGCUGAUGCUGCAGUCCCUGGAGUGA